This is a messenger RNA of Aspergillus saccharolyticus JOP 1030-1, 1321 nucleotides long. Its product is annotated as TPT-domain-containing protein. Gene Ontology annotation, molecular function: antiporter activity. The coding region runs from base 128 to 1135 and encodes 335 amino acids. The record is from RefSeq and is a predicted model, not a curated record. Gene Ontology annotation, cellular component: endosome; Golgi apparatus; trans-Golgi network. The transcript has 8 exons. Lineage: Eukaryota; Fungi; Ascomycota; Eurotiomycetes; Eurotiales; Aspergillaceae.
CUGCGAUUGUUCUCCCCUCUCCCAACCCAGCAGCGCGCUCUCCUGCUGAAUUGGCCUUUGGUUUUGCCUCUUCUUUUUCUCCUCGAUCACCAUUUUCUCAUCAAUCCUGGUAUAACCUCCUUCCGUCAUGUCGUCGAAAUCGCCAUUGCCAACGGUCAACACCCCCGCGGAGCCCGCGAAAGCGGCUUUGCACCCAGCUUUCUACAUUGCAACCUGGAUUGCGCUCAGCUCGGGAGUCAUCAUCUUCAACAAGUGGAUUCUACACACUGCUGGAUUCAGUUUUCCUCUGUUUCUGACGACAUGGCAUCUGGUUUUCGCUACCAUCAUGACCCGUCUCAUGGCGCGGUUCACGACCCUCCUCGACUCCCGCCAUAAUGUACCCAUGACAUCGCGCGUUUAUAUGCGCGCGAUCGUUCCCAUCGGUGCUUUCUUCUCGCUGAGUCUCAUCUGCGGCAACCUAGCCUACCUGUAUCUCAGUGUUUCUUUUAUUCAGAUGCUCAAGGCUACCAACUCUGUUGCCACUCUUCUGGCAACUUGGGCUAUGGGCAUUGCGCCAGUCCGCCUGAGCUUGCUCGGAAACAUCUCCUUCAUCGUCAUCGGUGUCAUAAUCGCUUCGAUCGGCGAGAUCAAGUUUACCAUGAUCGGUUUCAUCUGCCAAUUUUUCGCCACGAUCUUCGAGUCCGUUCGCCUGGUCAUGGUUCAGCGACUUCUCAGCUCCGCCGAGUUCAAGAUGGAUCCUUUGGUUUCUCUGUAUUACUUUGCACCCGCUUGCGCUGUCAUGAACGCCAUCAUUACGGCAGUUGUGGAAUUGCCGACCAUGCACAUGUCCGAUAUCUACAGCCUUGGAGUGGGCACUCUCUUUCUGAACGCUGCCGUUGCUUUCGGACUCAACGUUGCUGUCGUCUUCUUGAUCGGCAAAACAUCUGCUCUCGUGCUUACGCUGUCUGGGGUACUCAAGGAUAUCCUGUUGGUUGUCGCAUCGAUGGUCAUUUUCCGUGAUCCCGUCACGCCCCUCCAGUUCUUCGGCUACGCUAUCGCUCUUGGUGGCCUCAUCUACUACAAGCUCGGGAAGGACGGGGUUACUUCGCUGUUGGCUCAAAUCCGCUACAAUGUUGUUGGGGGUGCUCGGCCAUAGUCUGCCUGCAUUCCGACAAUGAGGGUGCUGACCGUGCUGUAAUAUCAAGGUAUCCGCAGUUGAUGAUACUUUUUUUUCCGAUGCGGAUUUGAAAUGAGGAUCAUGACCCGCAAAGUCUAAUUAUGCAUAUAGAAAUGAUCCGUGCAUAGAGGUGGAAACUCGGAGGUGUAUAUAAUGGUGUAAUGC